GCUCAGCCUUGCAGUGGCCGCCGGCUGUCGGGCGGAUUUUCUGCUCUCGGUGCGAGGUGCAGCGCGGUCGGACUGUGCUUUUUGCGGUGUUCUCGUGUGAUACGACUCGCGCUCGAUGUGCCCUCGUCAAUCGCGUGUCCGUGCUCUGGCGUUCUAGUUCAGCGCGCGCACCGAUCAACCAGCCGCCAGCAGCGCGCCCCUGUGAGCAGCAGCGAUGGCCAGCGAGUCUGUGGGCCUGGCGCCGGUGGGCGGCGAGGGCUCUCAGCCGCUGCCGGCGCACCGCGCCUGGUACGACUCGCAGCGCGCCGCCGGCAUGGCGGCCAUGGACGGCGGCGCCGGCACCAUCCCGCCGGAGGACAUGGAGAUGUUCUUCCCGUCCAUCGACGGCUCGGGCGGCCGCGGCCGCUACUACGGCGCGUCGCACUCGACGGCCGCCUACCCGGCGCACACGGCCGACUGGAGCUCGCGGAUGUCGGCGGCUGGAGGACAGAUGUACCGCUCCCACCUGCCCACCUACCCGUGGAUCGGUGACAAGGCCAUGAUGGCGCCCUCCGCCUCCGCCUGGUGCUCGCCCUUCUCCAAGGCGCAGAGUCCCGGCAUCCCCACCUCCAUCGCCCACUCGAGCCCGCACCUGUUCCACUUUCCGCCGACGCCGCCCAAGGACGGCACGCCAGAGACCUCCGCGGCGCAGACGGCGGCCUCCUCCAGCAUGGCCUCCGCCACCGCCUCGGCCUCGGCCUCGGCCUCGGCGGCGGCGGCGGCGGCAGCGGCGGCCGCCGCCGUGGCCGGCAUGUCGGGCGAGUACGGCCAGCACUGCGGCCAGCUGCUCGGCGCCCCCGACGGACUCGACAUCAAGCCCUCCAUCAUCCACGGCCUCGCCAAGCAGCGCGAAGGUAGCGGUGCGCCGCCGGCCGAGCUGGCCGCCGCCGACGCGUACCAAUACCCGGGGGCGGCGGCGGCCGGCGCCGAGUACCCGCCCGCCUCCGCCGCCGCCGGGUACGGCUUCUAUCCCAGCGCGUUCGCCGCCAAAAGUGUGUCGCCGCGCCCCAAGGCGAAGGCGCGCUCGUCGGCCGAGGGUCGCGAGUGCGUCAACUGCGGGGCCACUUCGACCCCACUCUGGCGACGGGACGGCAACGGUCACUACCUCUGUAACGCCUGCGGCCUCUACUACAAAAUGAACGGCCAGAACCGACCGCUCAUCAAGCCCAAACAGCGCAUGUCGGCCGCGAGACGAGCCGGCACGUCCUGCUCCAACUGCAAGACGUCGACGACGACUCUGUGGCGGCGGAACGGCCAGGGCGAGCCGGUCUGCAACGCCUGUGGCCUCUACUACAAACUGCACAACGUCAACCGGCCCAUCACUAUGAAAAAGGACGGCAUCCAGACCCGAAAUAGGAAGCUCUCGUCCAAGUCCAAGAAGAAGAAGGGCUUCACCGGCUUCGAGGGCAUGAUGCGUCCUCUGGACAAGGCCGGUUUCGGCUUCCCCGGCUCGAAUUUCGGCGCCGGCAUGUCUCCCUACAUGGCCUAUCCGAACAACAUGCAGUCGAUGGCCGCGCCGGGCUUCGUCUCUCCGCAGAUGAGCAUGAGCGGCAUGAGCGCGCUGGGCAUGGGCAACCUGGCCAUCUCCUCGGCGGCCGCUCCGGGCGCCAUGGGCUGGAGGACCGAUUACAGUUGAUAGUGCGGCGCGGCCACGGACGCCAGUGUACAAACUGACGACCUGACGGCCCGAGCCGCUCCCGGCCGGGGGCGCCGCCGGCUACCGCCCGGCGCCCCGGGCGCUGCUGGGCGCCGGGAGGCGACCCGUGCUAACUCAAUGCUACCCAGCGC
Amphibalanus amphitrite is the source of this 1827-nucleotide messenger RNA. Its product is annotated as GATA-binding factor C-like. The transcript has 7 exons. Gene Ontology annotation, molecular function: DNA-binding transcription factor activity, RNA polymerase II-specific; zinc ion binding; RNA polymerase II cis-regulatory region sequence-specific DNA binding. Gene Ontology annotation, biological process: positive regulation of transcription by RNA polymerase II; negative regulation of transcription by RNA polymerase II; cell fate commitment. Gene Ontology annotation, cellular component: nucleus. The record is from RefSeq and is a predicted model, not a curated record. NCBI's taxonomy places the organism in Eukaryota, Metazoa, Arthropoda, Thecostraca, Balanomorpha, Balanidae. The coding region runs from base 215 to 1675 and encodes 486 amino acids.